AACUUACCGGGCACCAAAAAAAAAGCAAUAACAGUUCUUUGUCAUUUCCGAAGCUCAAUGUCUAACCCGAAGCCACGAGAACCGCACCCAGCCAGAGAAGAUGGCUGCUUCGCUGUGACACCCGAAAGAAAGUACUACAUUCGCGGCAACGCCUUCAUCAAGAGGUCCCUCCGACCAAAAGAAUUCAUCACCAACUGGAAAGGCAAAACCCACGUUCCUCGACUGCGAAAAGAGCUCCUCAUGAACGAGGCUGCCGCGCUCCGCUUCAUCCGGCAGCACACCGACAUCCCUGUCCCCGACAUAUACUGCGGCUUUGAAGACGACGACGCCUCCUACCUGAUAUCUCAAAACAUUGACGGGGUCAACAUGUCAGACUUGAAAGACGAGACGCAGAAAGCCGCCGCUCAUGUGGAGCUGGAGAAACACCUGGCUAAGUUGAAAGGAAUCAAGUCCAAGCGCCUCGGUGGACCAUCCGGGAUUGUGAUCCCUCCGUAUCACGGUGAAGAUUACGUCUUUUGUCAUGGUGACUGCUCACAGCACAAUGUAAUCGUUGACCCUGAGACGUUGCGCAUAAAAGCGAUAGUCGACUGGGAGUAUGCCGGUUUCUUCCAAGCGUGGCGUUUAAGUUUCCAUUUUACAUGCGCAAGGCACCAUCGAUUGCGUUGGGCGAGGAGGAGGACGAUUCGCUGGAGUUGCUGGAAUUUCUGA
Podospora anserina S mat+ is the source of this 708-nucleotide messenger RNA. RefSeq lists its product as uncharacterized. The transcript has 2 exons. The annotation marks the transcript as partial. Lineage: Eukaryota; Fungi; Ascomycota; Sordariomycetes; Sordariales; Podosporaceae. The record is from RefSeq and is a predicted model, not a curated record.